Molecule: messenger RNA, 780 nt
Organism: Paramecium tetraurelia
Lineage: Eukaryota; Ciliophora; Oligohymenophorea; Peniculida; Parameciidae
Exons: 3
Biological process (GO): cell division
Molecular function (GO): protein binding
Source: RefSeq, a predicted model, not a curated record
AUGAUUGAAGAGGAGGGAUAACAACUCAAAAGUUAAUUGGAAUAACAACUUGUUGAAGCUAUUUUAGAUUCUCUUCAAAAUCAUAUGGAUCAAAAUGCUACCUUUUUAGCUGAAAGAUUGGUUUAUGAAAGAGACACUGAAGAGUUCAGGUCACUAUUGGCUGAAUGCUACUUAUAAGAGAAUUAGCCAUAUAAAGCUUGUCAUAUUCUCAAGGACUGUAAAUCAGAAUUCAAUCGUUAUUAAUAUGCAGUGUCCUUAUACAGAAAUCAAAAAUAUAAAGAAGCUGAAGUUGCUUUAGUUGGAACCUAAUUUAGCAAUCAAUUUUCGAUUUAAACUCAAAACGUACCAAAUGGUGGUUUUGGUUUCCUCUUGUUAGGUCAAAUUUAAGAAUAACUUCAUCGUAUUGACGAGGCUAAACACUAGUAUUCAAGAGCAUUGGAUUAUAAUCCCACCUUAUGGGUUGCCUUUGAAAGACUAUCAAAAAUUGGUGAAUCUGUCGCUAUUAACAAGGUGUUCAAUGAUCAGAAAUAGAGAUAACAUGAAACUAAUAGAUAGUAGAGUUGCAAUAUCUAUAAGAUAAUACAGAACUUAUUGAAAAAUAAGACAGCCAAUUUUAAAUCAGGGUAGAAAGAAGAAGAAACUAGAGAUGAAGUCUAAAUAAAUGACUCUGUAAUAUUACAAUCGAUAUGCUUAAUAGUAAUUUUCAGGCAAAAGAUAAUCCUAAACCAUCAAACCUUUUUCAAUAACUGGUGUUCAGCAAUCAGUUGUUCAUAUGGAUGA